GCCAGACUUCAGUUCCCACAGAUAUAAAGCGGCUGGUCGGAGAGCAGAGACAGAUCAGACCGCAGCAGGAGAACCAGAGAAGAAGAAGAAGAUCAGUACUCUCCAGAGCACAGAGCUCAACACUCCUUUCUGACUGAAGUGAAGAUGUCUGCAGCUAAAGGUGUGGCGAUCGGCAUCGACCUGGGCACCACCUACUCCUGUGUGGGGGUUUUCCAGCACGGGAAAGUAGAAAUCAUCGCCAACGACCAGGGCAACAGGACCACCCCGAGCUAUGUGGCGUUCACCGACUCCGAGAGGCUGAUCGGGGACACGGCCAAGAACCAGGUGGCUCUGAACCCCAGCAACACCGUGUUCGAUGCCAAGAGACUGAUUGGGAGAAAGAUGGACGAUCCAGUGGUGCAGGCUGACAUGAAGCACUGGUCCUUCAAGGUGGUCGGAGACGGAGGGAAGCCCAAAAUCCAGGUGGAAUACAAAGGGGAGGACAAAACCUUCAGCCCCGAGGAGAUCUCCUCCAUGGUCCUGGUGAAGAUGAAGGAGAUCGCUGAGGCCUACCUCGGCCACAAGGUGUCCAACGCGGUCAUCACGGUCCCGGCGUACUUCAACGACUCCCAGCGGCAGGCGACUAAAGACGCGGGCGUCAUCGCAGGACUGAACGUCCUGAGGAUCAUCAACGAGCCGACGGCAGCCGCCAUCGCCUACGGUCUGGACAAAGGCAAGUCGGGAGAGCGCAACGUCCUGAUCUUCGACCUGGGCGGAGGCACCUUCGACGUGUCCGUCCUCACCAUCGAAGACGGGAUCUUCGAGGUCAAAGCCACGGCCGGAGACACUCACCUGGGCGGAGAAGACUUUGACAACCGCAUGGUCAACCACUUUGUGGAGGAGUUCAAGAGGAAACACAAGAAGGACAUCAGCCAGAACAAGAGGGCCUUGAGGAGGCUGCGCACAGCUUGCGAGAGGGCCAAGAGAACCCUGUCCUCCAGCUCCCAGGCCAGCCUCGAGAUCGAUUCUCUGUUUGAGGGCGUCGACUUCUACACCUCCAUCACCAGGGCUCGCUUUGAGGAGCUGUGCUCCGACCUGUUCAGGGGAACGUUGGAGCCCGUGGAGAAAGCCCUGAAGGACGCCAAAAUGGACAAGGGGCGGAUCCACGACGUCGUCCUGGUGGGAGGCUCCACCCGAAUCCCCAAAGUCCAGAAGCUCCUGCAGGAUUUCUUCAACGGCAGGGAGCUGAACAAGAGCAUCAACCCAGACGAGGCGGUGGCUUACGGCGCCGCCGUCCAGGCCGCCAUCCUCACGGGUGAUACCUCGGGCAACGUCCAGGACCUGCUGCUGCUGGACGUGGCGCCUCUGUCCCUGGGUAUCGAGACGGCCGGAGGAGUCAUGACGUCCCUGAUUAAGCGCAACACCACCAUCCCCACUAAACAGACCCAGAUCUUCAGCACCUACUCCGACAACCAGCCCGGGGUCCUGAUCCAGGUCUACGAAGGGGAAAGAGCCAUGACCAAGGACAACAACCUGCUGGGCAGGUUUGAGCUGACGGGAAUCCCGCCCGCUCCGCGAGGGGUCCCGCAGAUCGAGGUCACCUUCGACGUGGACGCCAACGGCAUUUUGAACGUGUCUGCGGUGGACAAAAGCACCGGCAAAGAGAACAAGAUCACCAUCACCAACGAUAAGGGCCGGCUGAGCAAGGAAGAGAUCGAGAGGAUGGUGCAGGACGCCGACAAAUACAAAGCUGAGGACGACCUUCAGAGGGAGAAAGUCUCCGCCAAGAACUCCCUGGAGUCCUACGCCUUCAACACGAAGAGCGCCGUGCAGGACGAGAAGGUGAAGGGCCAAAUUAGCGAGGAGGACCGGAAGAAGCUGAUUGAGAAGUGUGACGAGACCAUCAGCUGGCUGGAGAACAACCAGCUGGCUGAUAAAGAGGAGUACCAGCACCAGCAGAAGGAGCUGGAGAAAGUGUGUAACCCCAUCAUCAGCAAGUUGUAUCAGGGAGGAAUGCCCGCCGGAAGCUGUGGAGAGCAGGCACGAGCCGGCUCCCAGGGGCCCACCAUUGAGGAGGUGGACUAA
Micropterus dolomieu (smallmouth bass) is the source of this 2064-nucleotide messenger RNA. Its product is annotated as heat shock 70 kDa protein 1. The coding region runs from base 145 to 2064 and encodes 639 amino acids. Gene Ontology annotation, molecular function: ATP binding; ATP hydrolysis activity; heat shock protein binding. Gene Ontology annotation, cellular component: blood microparticle; vesicle; cytoplasm. Gene Ontology annotation, biological process: cellular response to unfolded protein; protein refolding. NCBI's taxonomy places the organism in Eukaryota, Metazoa, Chordata, Actinopteri, Centrarchiformes, Centrarchidae. The record is from RefSeq and is a predicted model, not a curated record. The transcript is spliced from 2 exons.